Lingula anatina is the source of this 1952-nucleotide messenger RNA. RefSeq names its product N-terminal EF-hand calcium-binding protein 1-like. Gene Ontology annotation, biological process: regulation of amyloid precursor protein biosynthetic process. NCBI's taxonomy places the organism in Eukaryota, Metazoa, Brachiopoda, Lingulata, Lingulida, Lingulidae. Gene Ontology annotation, molecular function: calcium ion binding. The record is from RefSeq and is a predicted model, not a curated record. Gene Ontology annotation, cellular component: cytoplasm.
UGUCUCAUUUCAUUUUUUCAGGCAGUGCUCCUCUGAACAUGCAGAUAGAGAGGUUGAGAGGACUGGUAGAUCGCUUGGAGAAUAGGGUGAAUUUUGAAGGAAUAAAGGAAGAACAGAAGGAUGUCCCAGAAGAACAAAUGAUGCUGCUGGUUCACAGAAGGUUCCCUGUGUCUCCAGAUCGUAUGAAAGCUUUCCGAGGGAGUCUUAGGAUGUACAUAGAGGGCACCAACGAGGAUGAGCGAUGUCUAAAUGUCAGUGUGCUUACCUACAGUGGCUCAGACAUGUUUAUUCUCUAUGAGAUGUGGGAGAGCAAGGAGGCAUGGAAGAGUCACCUCAUGUCAUCACUGGCCAAGAACUUCCAGCACAGCAACAUUGACAACCUGCAGCAACCAGAAUCCUGUAACAGUAUGCCAAUACCUAGUGCAUGGUGGAAAAGAGACUGAAGAUGUGGAGCCAAGCUAGUUCUGGGAACAGAAAUAAAGAAGAACACCUUAGUACAAUUGACAAAAAAAAUUGUCAGACCCCCACCCACCUUUAGUGAAGCGUGUUAAAAGUGUCUGUUCUGUCUCCCCAGCUGUGAUAUCUGUAUGCUGUUCACUCGUCUCUUUACUGAAUAGAUAGACAUAUUUCCUUGUAGGGGCCAGCUUAGUUCCCACAGAUACAGAGAGAGAGAUGAUCUUAGAACUUAGAUCUCUCAGUGUUACAUGUGCUGUAAAUGAUGAACUAUAAAAUAACAUUGAGAACAGUACAAAGAGCAGGCUAGUAGCUGUAGGCUAGGGGUUUGGGGGGUUCAAACAAACUGCUCUUUUUGCUGGAAAAAGGUCCCCCUUGGGUAAAAUUUGACCAAAGUACACAAAAGUUUCAAGGUAAAAGGUCCACUUUUUAGAAAAGAACCCCCUGGUAGAUUUUGAAAUUGCUGACUAUGGGCCUGAAGGGUUUCUACUGUCAAAGUGAAAAGGCAAAAUGAAUUCAGUUGAUGGAUCUAUUUCUGUGAGGAUGUCUGAGUAAGUGCAUUUGGCAGAAGUGAAUUAAUUGGUUUACUGCCAGCUGUAUACUGCCAGUGUUUUAAAAGUAUUUAAAACUUCUGUCCUCUAUCUCAACAUGAGGCAGGUACUUUAAAGUAUGCGGUCACUCUCCACUUUACAGCAGCGCCCUCUAGGAGGACUCCAUGAAACAACAUAUAGGUGGAGCAUUGUAGCCAAAAAUUUGAAAUCAACAAGUGUUCAAUUUGAAUAAUGUUCAGUACAAACAGAUACAACUAUUUCAGUCUGCAUUGUGUAGAUCAUAAGAGGAGGAAAGCCUGCUCUAGAUAGUCUGGGAAAUAUUUUCCAGUGUCUUGGUGAAAGAGAUUAAUUUUCUGUUGGCAAAUAGUAUUAAAGUUAUGAAUUCUGGGGCAGAAACUAUAAGUAAUGGCAGUUUCUCAGGACACAUUUCACAGAUCAAGGAUGAAUUUAUAAAGAGUUGACUUUUCUGUAAGCAAAAGUAUUAAAGUUAUGAAUUCUGGGGCAGGAAAUUCCUCAGGAGACUAUUCAAAGAUCAAAGAUGAAUUACUGGUAGAAUUUUUUUUUUAAUUUUGUGUAUAUACAGGUCACAUUUUUGUAUAUGUUUAGCGUAUGUUGGCGUAAUACAACAUAUUCUAUCCCUUCAGAGUACAAGUACUUAAAUUGUGUAUUUUCUAGUUAGGAGUAUAUUUUUUAGAACCCGUAUUAUGUUUACCUAAGGAAUCUGUAUAGCAGCAUUUCAUCAGUGCCCUCUUGUGUUUGAUGUUUUUUGGGGUAUAUGAAACUUGUCUUCCAUGUCUUCACUGAACAGCUGACUACAGUGUAGUGAUUGUUAAAACAUCCAACAGGGAAUUAGAGCAAUAGCUAAGAGUACGUAUCUUUAUAACAAUAUUUUUUCGUUUUUAUCUGUACUAGUUAUCGUAUAAAAAUAAACUUAAACACCCUCCAGCA